Phycodurus eques (leafy seadragon) is the source of this 1406-nucleotide messenger RNA. RefSeq names its product actin, alpha cardiac muscle. Lineage: Eukaryota; Metazoa; Chordata; Actinopteri; Syngnathiformes; Syngnathidae. Bases 104 to 1315 code for a protein of 403 amino acids. The transcript is spliced from 8 exons. The record is from RefSeq and is a predicted model, not a curated record.
UCUUAUUUAAGGGGCUCAUCUCAGCCCCAGUCCUUGUCCCAGUGGAAGCAUCCAUCUACGAGUGCACCUUGACCAACUCAGACCACUCCAGUGAAGCCUAAUCAUGUGUGACGACGACGAGACUACCGCCCUUGUGUGCGACAACGGCUCAGGCUUGGUCAAGGCUGGAUUUGCCGGAGAUGACGCUCCCCGUGCUGUCUUCCCUUCCAUCGUUGGAAGGCCCCGCCACCAGGGUGUGAUGGUGGGUAUGGGUCAGAAGGACAGCUAUGUAGGUGAUGAGGCCCAGAGCAAGAGAGGUAUCCUGACCCUCAAGUACCCCAUCGAGCACGGCAUCAUCACCAACUGGGAUGAUAUGGAAAAGAUCUGGCACCACACCUUCUACAAUGAGCUGCGUGUGGCCCCCGAGGAGCACCCCACCCUGCUCACUGAAGCCCCUCUGAACCCCAAGGCCAACAGGGAAAAGAUGACACAGAUCAUGUUUGAGACCUUCAACGUCCCCGCCAUGUAUGUGGCCAUCCAAGCUGUUCUGUCCCUUUACGCCUCCGGCCGUACCACCGGUAUUGUGCUGGACUCUGGUGAUGGUGUGACCCACAAUGUCCCGAUCUAUGAAGGAUAUGCUCUGCCUCACGCUAUCAUGCGUCUGGAUCUGGCUGGUCGUGACCUCACUGACUACCUGAUGAAGAUCCUGACUGAGCGCGGCUACUCCUUUGUCACGACUGCUGAGCGUGAGAUCGUGCGUGACAUCAAGGAGAAGUUGUGCUACGUGGCUCUCGACUUUGAGAAUGAGAUGGCCACCGCUGCCUCCUCCUCCUCCCUGGAAAAGAGCUACGAGCUGCCUGACGGACAAGUCAUCACCAUUGGUAAUGAGCGUUUCCGUUGCCCCGAGACCCUGUUCCAGCCCUCUUUCAUUGGUGAGUCUCUAUCCUUUGUUUCCAUUCUCUUUUUUUCGUGUUUGCAGCAACUCAUGCGUUGUGCUUGUCACCUAUCAGGUAUGGAGUCAGCUGGUAUCCAUGAGACGGCCUACAACAGCAUCAUGAAAUGUGACAUUGACAUCCGUAAGGACCUUUAUGCCAACAAUGUGCUGUCUGGUGGUACCACCAUGUAUCCUGGUAUUGCUGACCGUAUGCAGAAGGAGAUUACAGCUCUGGCCCCAAGCACCAUGAAGAUCAAGAUCAUCGCCCCACCUGAGAGGAAGUACUCCGUUUGGAUCGGUGGCUCCAUCCUGGCUUCCCUGUCCACCUUCCAGCAGAUGUGGAUCAGCAAGCAGGAAUACGAUGAGGCAGGCCCUUCCAUUGUCCACAGGAAAUGCUUCUAAACACACAACCAACCUCAUUCUUCUUGGAUUUGUCCAUUGUUGUCUCCUGUAUAUACAUGAUCUGUUGUAAUAAAACUAAGCCCUUGUGAGA